Messenger RNA from Rattus rattus (black rat), 1086 nucleotides. RefSeq names its product transmembrane and death domain protein 1-like. Gene Ontology annotation, molecular function: protein binding. NCBI's taxonomy places the organism in Eukaryota, Metazoa, Chordata, Mammalia, Rodentia, Muridae. The transcript has a single exon. Gene Ontology annotation, biological process: signal transduction. The coding region runs from base 1 to 1086 and encodes 361 amino acids. The record is from RefSeq and is a predicted model, not a curated record.
AUGGCGUGGGCGCUGAUCCUGGCCCUCUGCAACGGGGUGUUGGCCCCCACGAGCGCGCUGGACGCCAUGGGCCCCCACGCAGCAGUCCGCCUGUCCGAACUGCUGACCCCGGAGGAGUGCAGCCACUUCCGAUCUCUUCUCGAGGCGCCCGAGCCCGACGUGGACGAGGAGCUGGCCCGGCUAUCUGAGGACCGGCUGGCGACGCCCGAGCCAUCCAUACUCGAGCUCGGGGCGCAGGACUUGGUGGAACAACGGCGGCGGGCCGCAGCGGAGCUGGCCCGGCUGUCUAAGGUCCCGCUGGCGACGCCCGAACCGCCCACGCCCUCGCUCACUGAUGAGCCGCAGCUCACUGUACGCGCCGCAGCCGUACAGCCUUCGAAGGAGACGAAGGUCGCGCUCGAGUCCAAGGAGGUUUCCGACGGCUGCCGCGAGGCGCUGGCGACUUGGUUGGCUGCCCAGGCCCCGGCCCUGUCGUGGGACCGCGUGGCCCGAGCCCUACGGCGCAGCGGCCGCCCUGAUGUGGCGCGGGAGCUGGCCAAGAACCUCCAUCAGCAAGCGACGUUGAAGCUGCGGAGGUCGGGCGCGAGUUUCCUGCAGCAGCUUAGGGCUCCAGCCCCCGCCCCGGGCCCCGCCCCGGGCCCCGCCCCCGCCUCCGGCCCCGCCCCAAUCAUGGCCCCCUGCCCUGGCCCCGCCCCCGCCCCUGCCCCCGCCCCCAGCCCCUCCACGGCUCCGCGCGCUCGGCGUGCCGCGGCCCCUACGCCCGCCUGGGACCAGCUGGAACUGAUCGUGGAGCGCCUGCCGCAGCCUCCGUACACGCGCAGCCCCUCAGCCUGGGCCGGGCCGCUGGCGCUCGGCCUCUUCGCCGGCUUCCUGGGCGCGCUGUGCUCCGGGGCGCUGAUCACCUUGCUAACGCGGUGGAUCACCGGCGACGACCGCGACGGCGACCCUGCGUGGUCUCGUGCCCGAGGCCGGGCUGCCUUCUCACCGCCCAGACCGGCUCGGUCGCCCUGCAGCUGGGAAGCGGAGCCGCUCCUGCCUCGGGCCUGGGCGCAGCAGCGAACCUCGCCCCUCUGCCCGCCGCUGUGA